Molecule: messenger RNA, 1533 nt
Organism: Bombina bombina (fire-bellied toad)
Lineage: Eukaryota; Metazoa; Chordata; Amphibia; Anura; Bombinatoridae
Gene: IL12RB1
Product: interleukin 12 receptor subunit beta 1
Exons: 11
Coding region: 1-1533 (510 amino acids)
Molecular function (GO): protein binding
Source: RefSeq, a predicted model, not a curated record
AUGUUCCUGAAGAGGCAAACAUGUGAUGAGGAAGACAUCUCAAACUGUGAAAAUACAGAUGUGAACAACGGAGAGAAGAUAGAAUGUUGCUUAUUAGUCCUUCAAGGGAACACUGCAUAUAGCAUACAGAUACGUCAGAAGUAUGAAGAAGGCAUUUGGAGUGAAUGGAGUGACUCUGUAUUUGUACCUGCAGGUGAUCAUAGCUCUGAUACUGGACAACGAUAUGGACGGGUUACGUAUAUGAUUACUCUAACCUUGCUGCCUUGUGCUUGGAAAACAUCAGAAAAUUACUACACUGGAAAAUAUUCAUCUAAUGUAAAGAUAUCUGGAGCAGCCUACAAUAUAACAGCAGUGGCUUUUAAUAAAGUUGGAAUUUCCCCUAUAUGGUCAACUAUUAUUGAAGAAGAUCAACCAGGAAUGUUUUCAGGAAAUCUAAGUUUACAUGGAAGUAAUGCAUUGAGACUCCAAUGGGUAGUACAGAAAAAUAAAAAUGUUAAUUAUUGCAUUGAGUGGAAACCCACUGCAACCAAAGAACUUCCAGUUUACAAUUUAACAGGCAAUUUUAAAACUGGAGAUGUAACUAUAUCUACAGAAAACUUCAAGCCCAUGCAAUGUUACCAAAUCACAUUCCAUAAAUAUAGGAACACUUACAGAACAUUAGGAUCAACAUACUAUUUCAAAACUUCAAUGAAUGUCAAACCAGGAAAUUUCACCUUGACAAACCUCACUGCCCAAUCUGUUCUACUUCAGUGGGAUGGAUUUGACCUCCAUAAAUGCAAAGAGCUUCUGAAGACUUGGGUCAUUAUCAUCACGGAGCAAAAUCAAAAUAUUUCAAGAGUAUUUUAUACAGAUGGUUUAAUGACUCAGUACCUUGCAAGAAACCUGUCUUCAGAAACCUGUUAUACAUUGGAAAUAAAAGGCAUCACUUCAUAUGGGGAGGAGACUGGAAGCAUCCACACAUCUGUUAUUACUCCCAAGGAAGAUAUGAAUGCAGAGAUAUGGCCAUUCAUACACAUAUGCAUUGGAAUUAUUCUUAGUCUUAUAGCAUUCACAGGUCUCUUAGUCGUUGGUAUAAAAAGGUUCAAAGUAUACCUGUUUCCCAUUGUUCCUGAUCCUGGUGGCAGCACCGCAAUAACGUUUUUCCCAAAUGAAAGGAAAUAUCAUAUGAAAAACCCCAUAUCUAUUAUUGAGCCAGAUUCUGAAAAUGGUCCAGCACUGCCCCUGACAAUAGAGCCAAGGACAGAAGAAUGCUACAGUACUAUAGUCAUGAAAGCUGGAUCAGAACAAAGGGACAUAACUGAAGAGAAACCCCUAAUUUCCAAAGUCUUUGUGACUGAACUUGAAUCUGAUCUUCCAUUUGAAUACAGGAGACAAAUGAAUCUGAUGUCCACUGAAAGUGACAAAAUAACCCAAGGCCAGGAAUUACUGAGAUGCUUUAAAGUUUACAAUCCAUUUCAUCAAGAUAAUACCACUAAAGACUCAUUGUUAUCCCAUAUUGUAGUUACUGCAUAUGUGGAAGAAACUACAGUUUAA